Hyalella azteca is the source of this 2123-nucleotide messenger RNA. Its product is annotated as proline-rich extensin-like protein EPR1. The record is from RefSeq and is a predicted model, not a curated record. NCBI's taxonomy places the organism in Eukaryota, Metazoa, Arthropoda, Malacostraca, Amphipoda, Hyalellidae. The transcript is spliced from 3 exons. Bases 590 to 1831 code for a protein of 413 amino acids.
CCCACCAAAUACUGGAACUCUUUCACAGUCAUUUAGCCCACCAAAUACAGGAACUCCUUCACUGUCAUACAACCCACCAAAUACUGAAACUCCUUCACAGUCAUACAGCCAACCAAAUUCUGGAACUCCUUCACUGUCAUACAGCCCACCAAAUGCAGGAACUCCUUCACUGCCAUACAGCCCACCAAAUACUGGAACUCCUUCGCUAUCAUACAACCCACCAAUUACUGAAACUCCUUCACAGUCAUACAGCCAACCAAAUUCUGGAACUCCUUCACUGUCAUACAGCCCACCAAAUGCAGGAACUCCUUCACUGUCAUACAGCCCACCAAAUUCUGGAACUUUUUCACAUUCAUACCACCCUCCGAAUACUGCAACACUUUCACAGCCAUACCGCCCUCUUAAUGCUAGAACUCCUUGGCAGACAUAUGCUACUUCAAAACACCCUUCAGAUGACACUGGCUCCUUUCAAUCCUACCAGCUUCGAAGUGUGGGCUUCAAUACAUCAAGGUCCAGCGUUAUCAACUCUGCCGAUUGGUCUUCUUAUUCAACUCCUAAUCCUACUAGUUUCCCUCAAGUUAAUACACAAAUGACCCGGAACCCAUAUUCAUACCGAACUCGAGGUUCACCCUCAAACAAUAAACCUCUACAACCCAAGCCGGUCUUGAAUUUUUACUCAUCGCCGGACAGUGAAUCUUCAAUGUUUCUACCUUUCGGACACAAACCUGCUGCCGCGCAUUUUAGUUCACCGCUCGAGCAAACAGUAACUGAACCUACAGUUGGCCAGAAUCAGGUUUCUAGUUACUCUUCCAUAGCACCUAGUCAUGGAGAAACCUCAACUUCACCCCCUAACUCUGUUUCCAAUCAACCGCCGAUGAGUGCUCGUCCUGUCAAGUAUAAUCCUCCUCGGAGGGAUCCAUGGGAAAGUAUCUUUCCGCAGCACCGAGAACGUAACUCUUUGUUAAAAGACACAGUCCCCUCAAAUAUAUCGUCAGAGAAUGAAGGGUCAAUUGUCUCUUAUUUGCCUCGCUUCAACUUGCCCCAUGUAGGGGCAAUUAGUCCUGUUCCGGCAGUCCAUCUUCACACCACUGUUUCAUAUUCUUAUUCACCACCCAACACCCACUCCCAGAGGUCAACUGCUGUACCUAUAACAACAUAUACAAUUCCUGUAGCUUCUCCAUAUUUUCACCGACCUACUCAUAUGUCAAGCUCGUUUGUAAAUCCAUUUUUAGUCCAAUCCAAUGACAUUGGUCCUUUCUCUGGGCAUCAAACAUCCAUGACAUCAUCCCCAUACAACAAUCCACUGGGAUUAAAAGACAUGAAUUCAUACGUUUACUCAACGCCGUUCACACAUUACCCUCCACUCAGCUCGUACAGGUUUCCACCAGUACCUAAUCCUCUAUCAACUUCUUUCCUAAGUACGAGGUUUCAUCCUUCCCUCGACCAACCCGAACAGAACUUUGGUCCAUACCAAACAUCCUGGGGCAUCGCAAACACUCACCCGCUCGAAAGUCCUCGCCACUUAGCACCUUUCAGAACCGCAAACCCGAGAAGUCGCUAUCGAGGACGAGGAUCGACCGGUUCAUCCUCGUCAAGACAGCAGCCAACCUACAGUGGUAGGGGACGGGAACUGACGCAGCCUCUUGGUGCCGAGGAAGACCAAAUGAAUAAACGUGACGAUGUCGAAGACCAACAAAGGAACUCGCAGCCGGCGACCAGCUACCCGUACUUCGACUUCUCCGGGCAGAAGGAAGGACCGAAGUUCGGGCAGAAGGAGGUACAAAGCUCCAAGGGAGUGAAGAAGGAUUUCGUCGGGGCGGCCAAAGGUUGAACUUACGUUACCAGCAGGCACGCGAGCCCCUCCCUUGGCCCUGGACCGUCGCCCCCAGCGUCGUUAGGAGACAACAGGACCCGUCAGGGGACAACAGGACCCGUCAGGGGACAACAGGACCCGUCAGGAGACAAUAGGACUCGUCAGGGGAUAACAGGACCCAUCAGGGGACAACAGGACCCGUCAGGGGACAACAGGACCCGUCAGGGGACAACAGGACCCGUCAGGAGACAACAGGACCCGUCAGGGGACAACAGGACCCGUCAGGGGACAACAGGACCCGUCAGGGGAC